AUGGAAGGAUUAAUUAAUGUAUUAAAAGAUCAACAAAAUGUUAUAACAAAGGGACUAACUAAUUUUAAAAAAUGUGGUAAAGAUAGGUUAACCAUAGAGUAUGUGGAAACAAGACAAGAAUUAUUAGAAAAGGAUUGGGCAUUGUUUAAAGAAAAUAAUACUAAGUUAUACGAACGUUUCAAAGCAGAAGAUAUAUCACAAAGGGUUGUUGAUAUUUAUGAUGCUACAGAGGAUACUUAUAUUGUUUACAAAAGCUUAAUGAAAACUACCCUUAACACAAUUCGGUCAGCUAAAGAUUCUUUAAAUCAAGCCAAUACUUCUAGCACAUUUAAUAAAUCAAGUAGUUCUUUCGUAAAGUUGCCCAAAAUAUCCAUUCCAACAUUCUCAGGAAAAUAUGAUGAAUGGACAACAUUCCACGAUCUGUUUACCUCAUUAGUACAUAAUAAUGAAUCUUUAGAUAAUGUACAAAGGCUUCAUUACCUAAAGAGCCACCUUUCCGGUGAAGCAGAACAAUUGAUUCGCCACACACCUGUAACUGAUGCCAAUUAUAUUCAGUGCUGGAAUCAAUUACAGAAGCGUUAUAACAAUAAGAAAUAUUUAACAAAUUGUAUUCUUAAACGGUUGUUUAAUCAAAAACGUAUGCAGGUGGAAUCAUCUACAGCUCUGAAGGAGUUACUUGAUACCACUUGUGACUGUCUUAAUGCGUUGAACAUUUUGGGUAUUAACGUGAGCACAUGGGAUGUUAUUAUAAUUCACAUAGUUUCAUUUAAAUUGGAUAAUGAGACGCGUAAGCAAUGGGAGCUUAGUGUUGGCAACAAUGACUCCAGCAAUGACUUACCAACUUUCAACCAAUUUAAGUCUUUUAUAGAAAAUCGGUUUCGUGCGUUAGAAUGUUUAGAUCCUAAAAGGGUACCAGUUCACCAGGGCAACAACGUUAAUAAAGCAUCAAUUGCUCACUCUCCGAAGGCAAUGUUGACUACGAGUUCAUCAAUGCGAUGUGAGUUUUGCUUAGAAGGACACAAAUUGUGUUUCUGUAAGAAGUUCUCAAAACAGACGGUUGAAGCACGUCGUGAUUUUGUGAUAAUACAUAAAAUAUGUUUCAACUGUUUAGGCGGCAAUCACAUGGUUUCGGAAUGUAGAAAGCCUACUAACUACAUACACUACAUGUAA
Messenger RNA from Parnassius mnemosyne (clouded apollo), 1170 nucleotides. The record is from the annotation of a GenBank genome assembly. Lineage: Eukaryota; Metazoa; Arthropoda; Insecta; Lepidoptera; Papilionidae.